Molecule: messenger RNA, 987 nt
Organism: Setaria italica (foxtail millet)
Lineage: Eukaryota; Viridiplantae; Streptophyta; Magnoliopsida; Poales; Poaceae
Product: protein SODIUM POTASSIUM ROOT DEFECTIVE 2
Exons: 3
Coding region: 318-767 (149 amino acids)
Molecular function (GO): metal ion binding
Source: RefSeq, a predicted model, not a curated record
CCGGCACUGUUGGUAGUUUGGUACCUGGUAGGGGUAGGUCUAGCUACCGGCCUACUGGUCGCGUACCAGCCUCUCGCUGAUCUCUUGCAGCAGCAGCAGCGGAGCCAGAGGUGGCGCCCAUGGCCACUGUACGGAGCCUUCAUUUACCAUGCGCAUAAGUGGCUAGAUCUCGCCCCCCUACGAUAAUACGAGCUAGACUAGACUAGAACAUUGGCUGCUUCUCCCUUUUAAGAGAGAAUCGUCGACGCCAUUGCUUUGCUUUGCUUGUAGAGUGGGAGUGAGAGGGUUAUUAGGAAGUGAAGGGCACGGCGUCGGCGAUGAGGCGGCGGCUGCGCUUGGGGAGGGUCCUGGACUGCUUCUCCUUGUCCCUGCAGUGCGCGGGCACCUGCGCGUGCAUCCGCGCGCCGGGGGACGAGGACGAGGAGGCGGUGGCCGUAGAGAGGGAGGCGCUGGUGGCGAGCGAUCGCCGGCAGCAGCUGCAGGACCAGGUGCUGCGGCUCAGGGACCUCGUCGACGGGUCCAGGACGCUCGGCUUCCAUCUGCAACCCAAGACGGUGGAGCUGAGGGUGUCCAUGCACUGCAACGGCUGCGCCAGGAAAGUUCAGAAGCACAUCUCCAAGAUGGAAGGCGUGACAUGGUUCGAGGUGGAUCUGGAGAGCAAGAAGGUGGUGGUGAAGGGGGACGUGACGCCGUUCGAGGUGCUGCAGAGCGUCUCCAAGGUCAAGUUCGCGCAGCUCUGGAUCGCCGGCGGGCCGCAACGCAGCUGACCGGCUGCCGUCGCUGCCACUGCAGGCCGCUGCGUUUCCUCACGGCCGUGUGGUUAUCGUAGUUCUGUACUUAUGUGGUGUAAUGGUGUUGCUGCUGCUUGCUGGUAUACUUGACACUGUGUCAACAGGGCAGGGAGUUUGAUAUCUCCUCUCCGAGGGCUGUACAAAUCGCAGUGCGCUGCGCUAUCAAAGCAGUGAAAGGCAAUUAUUUUUAGAAAAA